GGAGAAGAUAAUAGAAAAUAGUAAUAUGGCCGGCAAUAUAUAUAAUGAGGUGAGUAGUUUGAAGCUAGGGAAGCAUAAGAAGGAUAAGAAUGCCAAAAAAACGAAUGAAAUAUCCCCAUUUUCCAGAUCUAGUGCUUCAGAAACUGCUUCAUCAGCUAGUCUGACAAGUACCACAGGGGUAUCUUCAAGUACAACGAAUACUAAUGAACAAUGGCCCCCAUCAUUGAAUCAGUUUGUGAAUGAAUGUUACCAGAGAUCUAACUCAUUGAGUGAGUCUGAAAAAGUCCAAUUCAAUGAACAGAUACAACAAAUUUUAUUGAAGGCACUUGAUGAAGGGAAACUAUGGGAAAAUAAUUGGCAGUUACAGAAGUUACCAGUGUUUGAAGGCGUGAGGCUGCCAGUCGAACUUGAAUGCAAUACGAAAAUUAACGUGGAACCAAUACCCAGCUCAACAAAGAUGCUCCCAUCUAAGAAUAAGAAGAGUAAUAAAAGAACCAAUGACUUAUUAAGUGAUUUCAAAUCAGACGAAAGGAAGAAGCAGCGAAUGGCAAGAUUUUCAGACUCUCUCACUCCAGAACCAGUGGGGAAGAAGGCUUUAAGCAUCGAUAGAAAAGGAGAACCAAUCAAGGGAACUUGUCAAGAUUUAGAAAAGAAUUACCUUAGGUUGACUUCUGAGCCGGAGCCGUCGAGGGUAAGACCACAAAAGGUCUUGGAGAAGAGUCUUGAAUAUGUCUUGAAUAAGUAUCUUAAAGAAGGGGCCCCAUAUUCGUAUUUGAAUAAUCAGUUUAAAUCUAUAAGACAGGAUCUCACCGUACAACAUAUAAAGAAUGAGUUAACUUUGAAAGUUUAUGAAUCUCAUGCCAGAAUAGCCAUUGAAAAUAAUGAUUUGGGAGAGUUUAACCAAUGUCAAUCUCAAUUAAAGUACUUGUACUAUAUUCAUAAACAGAAACAAGCUGGAAUUGAUAAUGAAAAGUUUAAUGAAAACGAUUUAGAAUUUACAUUCUAUAGAAUACUUUAUAUGUUAAUGAUGGGGAAUUAUCCCGAGAUAUUCAAAAUAAGAUACGAGAUAUAUUCUAAAAGAGAUUUUGAAAAUUAUGGGAAGAAGAAUGAAUUGAAAAUAUUUAAUUGUAUUGAAAAAUCAUUCGAUCUACAAAACUUUCAAGUUUUAGGUGAUUAUCAUAAUUUUUUCAAAAUAUAUAAAGAAUUUAGGUCGAUUGAUUUGAAUUUAGGAUUUCAUUUAAUUAAAAAUUUCUUAAUUAAUAAGGAAAGAAUUAAAGCACUAAAUAUAAUAUCAAAAACUUACAGGAAAAUCUCAAUUUCCUUUUUAAUUGAUGAAUUAGCAUUCAGAACAAGUGAAAAUCAUGAUGAAGAAGACAUUUUUGAUUUUUUCAAACGUCAUAAUCUAAUCCAAUUUGCAAAAGACAAUGAUUUCGAUUGUGCUUCUGCAAGAGGAAUAAAAAAUUGA
This is a messenger RNA of Hyphopichia burtonii NRRL Y-1933, 1465 nucleotides long. RefSeq lists its product as uncharacterized. The coding region runs from base 26 to 1465 and encodes 479 amino acids. The record is from RefSeq and is a predicted model, not a curated record. The transcript is spliced from 2 exons. Lineage: Eukaryota; Fungi; Ascomycota; Pichiomycetes; Serinales; Debaryomycetaceae. Gene Ontology annotation, cellular component: nucleus.